AUGUCUGACAACCCACCACCAGAAUGGGUGCCCUCACCUUCUCUAUCACCCUCCAACGCCUCACCUAUGCCUCUCGCCGACAAUGAAGGGACAGGCAGCGGCGCUGCAUCUCCCAACUUACCACUUACCAUGUCCGCCUCAGUGGUGCUGGCUGAUCUGCCACGGGAUGCGAGCGCCGCACUUGCAACUGCUGGAGCUUUCAAAGCGGACAAGGUUGUGGUGCGGUUUAAAGCCGUGGGGUCUGCUCCGUCGUUGGCUCAAGAUGUGUGCAAGAUUAGCGCAACGAGGCGCUUUGAAGAGGUCGUGAGAUAUCUCAGAAAGAAGUUAAGGUGUAAGGAGACAGACAGUGUCUUCUUGUACGUCAACAGUGCCUUUGCGCCGUCUUUGGACGAGGUCGUAGGCAACCUACAUCAGUGCUUUAAAAACGCCCACGGUCAACUUGUAGUGGCCUACUCACUGACGCCUGCUUUUGGAUGA
Messenger RNA from Fusarium subglutinans, 477 nucleotides. Its product is annotated as autophagy 12. Gene Ontology annotation, biological process: nucleophagy; autophagosome assembly; autophagy of mitochondrion. The transcript has 2 exons. NCBI's taxonomy places the organism in Eukaryota, Fungi, Ascomycota, Sordariomycetes, Hypocreales, Nectriaceae. Gene Ontology annotation, cellular component: cytoplasm; phagophore assembly site membrane; Atg12-Atg5-Atg16 complex. The record is from RefSeq and is a predicted model, not a curated record. Bases 1 to 477 code for a protein of 158 amino acids.